AUCGCUGGCUGCCAUGUCUUCUUUGUUGCAAAUUCUGCAGAACCCAGAAAACAAGAUGAAAAAAAAUAGGAAAAAAGUUGUAAAUGUAAGAUUUGCAGAAGACAGAAAAGCUGAAAUUAACACCGAACGUGAGAAUUUUGUUGACUUGAGAACUAGCAAUGAAUCCAGUAAUGUUAUUCAUGAAAUUCAUGGAAAACAUGUUUUUCCUCUACAGAAUGAAUCUUUAGAAGCUUUAGUUUGUAAACUUGCAGUAUUAAGUAUAGGGUACACCAGUCAACAGACAUCUGACCAACACUUAAAGUUCCUCUCUGCUCUGCUCAGCAACUUUGCUUCUCGUAAAGUUUUCCAGGUGCUUGUAGAAGAAAGAAACGAUGUUCAAUAUGAAAAUCCAUCUAUUCAGUUUCUGCAUGAAAAGUUAAUUGUUUGGCUGAAAGAAGAUUGGAGAAAAGAGACAGACUUCCUGGUUGAUAUUUUAUAUAGCAUUCUCCAUUGCUGCAGCAGUCCCAUAGAGAGGGAAAAUAUUCUCAAUGAUUUAACAAAGAUGAAUCUAAAAUGGAGUAUUCUUCUUCAAAUAAUCCAAAAG
Messenger RNA from Protobothrops mucrosquamatus (brown spotted pit viper), 583 nucleotides. RefSeq names its product E3 ubiquitin-protein ligase listerin-like. NCBI's taxonomy places the organism in Eukaryota, Metazoa, Chordata, Lepidosauria, Squamata, Viperidae. Gene Ontology annotation, molecular function: ubiquitin protein ligase activity; ribosomal large subunit binding. Gene Ontology annotation, cellular component: RQC complex; cytosol. The record is from RefSeq and is a predicted model, not a curated record. The transcript is spliced from 2 exons. Gene Ontology annotation, biological process: rescue of stalled cytosolic ribosome; ribosome-associated ubiquitin-dependent protein catabolic process. The annotation marks the transcript as partial.